This is a messenger RNA of Hipposideros armiger (great roundleaf bat), 2743 nucleotides long. It is a transcript of the gene EVL, whose product is annotated as Enah/Vasp-like. Gene Ontology annotation, biological process: protein homotetramerization; actin polymerization or depolymerization; positive regulation of actin filament polymerization. The record is from RefSeq and is a predicted model, not a curated record. The transcript is spliced from 14 exons. NCBI's taxonomy places the organism in Eukaryota, Metazoa, Chordata, Mammalia, Chiroptera, Hipposideridae. Bases 373 to 1734 code for a protein of 453 amino acids. Gene Ontology annotation, cellular component: cytoskeleton. Gene Ontology annotation, molecular function: actin binding; profilin binding; SH3 domain binding.
CUCCCGCCCCUCCGCCAGCGGGCCAGGGGGUCGCCGCCCCGAGUCUCGGGCGGGCGGGCGCGCGCUCUCCGAGGACGGCCGGAGCCCGGCGGCGCUCGCCCCCUCCCCUCCCGUACACUUUCCCCGGCGCAGCGCGCACACGCCGGCCCGGGCACGCGCCCGCCAAGAUGGCAGGGGCCGGGGCCCAGCUGUCAGGCGCCGCCGCCGCAGCCCUUUCCCGCAGCUAGCGGACCGGACGCCCGCCCCGAGAAGAUGACCCUCCGCUGCUCCCCGCAGCCCAGCGAGACGCGGAGCCGCCGCGCCCGGGGCCGGCUCCCCCGCUAACGCCCCGCACCGCGCCCCCGGCCCCGCGCGCCCGCCCCGGCAGCGACAAUGAGUGAACAGAGUAUCUGCCAAGCCCGGGCUUCCGUGAUGGUCUACGAUGACACCAGUAAGAAAUGGGUACCCAUCAAACCUGGCCAGCAGGGGUUCAGCCGAAUCAACAUGUACCACAACACCGCCAGCAACACCUUCAGAGUCGUCGGAGUCAAGCUGCAGGACCAGCAGGUUGUGAUCAAUUAUUCAAUCGUGAAAGGGCUGAAGUACAAUCAGGCAACACCAACCUUCCACCAGUGGCGAGAUGCCCGCCAGGUCUACGGCUUAAACUUCGCGAGUAAGGAAGAGGCGACCACCUUCUGCAAUGCCAUGCUGUUUGCCCUGAACGUCAUGAACUCCCAGGAAGGAGGCCCCUCCACCCAGCGCCAGGUGCAGAAUGGCCCCUCUCCUGAUGAGAUGGACAUCCAGAGAAGACAAGUGAUGGAGCAGCAGCAGCAGCAGCGUCAGGAGUCUCUAGAGAGAAGGACCUCAGCCACAGGACCCAUCCUCCCACCGGGGCACCCCUCAUCUACAGCCAGCGCCCCCCUCUCGUGUAGUGGGCCUCCACCCCCACCCCCGCCCCCUGUCCCACCUCCACCCACGGGGGCCACUCCCCCUCCCCCACCCCCACUGCCAGCCGGAGGAGCCCAGGGCACCAGCCAUGACGAGAGCUCCGUGUCAGGCCUGGCCGCCGCCCUGGCAGGGGCCAAGCUAAGAAGAGUCCAGCGGCCAGAAGAUGCGUCUGGAGGCUCGAGUCCCAGCGGGACCUCCAAGUCUGACGCCAACCGGGCGAGCAGUGGGGGUGGAGGAGGAGGCCUCAUGGAAGAGAUGAACAAACUGCUGGCAAAGAGGAGAAAAGCAGCCUCCCAAACAGACAAGCCGGCUGAUAAAAAGGAAGACGAAAGCCAAACGGAAGAGCCCAGCACCUCUCCGUCUCCAGGGACCCGAGCAGCCAGCCAGCCGCCUAACACCUCAGAGGCUGGCCGGAAGCCCUGGGAACGGAGCAACUCAGUGGAAAAGCCCGUGUCCUCAUUACUGUCCAGAACCCCGUCCGUGGCAAAGAGCCCCGAAGCUAAGAGCCCCCUUCAGUCGCAGCCUCACUCUAGGGUGAAGCCGGCAGGAAGUGUAAAUGAUGUGGCCUUGGACGCCUUCGAUUUAGACCGGAUGAAACAGGAGAUCCUGGAGGAGGUGGUUCGAGAGCUCCACAAAGUGAAGGACGAGAUCAUCGAUGCUCCCACCAGAGCCUCUGACAGCUGCUCAGAUCUGGAGCCAGAGGAAAAGGAAAGGUUUGGGCAGGGCUGGCUCAGCCCUGGGACAAAGCAGCGAGGCGCCUCCUGGACCCCCCCACACACACACCAAAGGCGGGGGUUGGGGGCAUGAUGAAGUCACAGUUGGGGGCUGGUGGCAGAGAGCUGCCUGGACUGGAGAGAGAGAAGAGGCUAGGGUGGGAGCCUGCCUGAGGUGCCCACACCCCCGGUCCCCUGCCCAGAGCUGGGUGACCAAGCCACACCCUGUUCUAGUCCCAGCAGAGAGCACUCAGUUCCUGUCUAGUCCCCCCACAGGCCUGCGCUGGGGAGAUAAGGAGUUAAUGAAUGAAGAGCCUAGACAGAGCUGGAGCCAGAAGGGAGACACAGCCAGCUAUUAACUCGGCUUUAUUGCUGGGUGUCCCCCAGAAGGGGCUGCCCUUGUGGCCCCCAGGGCCAGAGCUGCUGUGCGGCUGGGAGCAGGGCUGCCCAGCCAGCCUGUCUGCAGAGCAAAGUGUGCUGGGAAACGUGUCUCCAGGCCUCGGUCUCCCCAUCUGCCAUCGGGGCAGCCAUAUGUGGAAGCUGCCUCGCAGGCGGGCGGCCAAGCGGGCCGUGGGGAAGCGUGGGCAGUUGGGGGCUCCCAGAAACACCCCUUAUUACUUGACAAAUGCCCAGCCCUCGGCUCUUUCUCCUGGCCUUUGGCUCCAGGCCCAGUGGGGUCUGUCCGGGGAAAGGCCCAAAUUUGGAGGGACAGGCGGAAGCUGGGAGAAGAGCAAGGGAAGCCCCUGGCCCUCGCUGGUGGGGGAAGAGCUCAGGCCAGAAGUCCAGGGGCGUCGGCUUCAUUCAGCGCCGGGGACUUCCUGCUGCCACGUCAGGGGAGGGCCUCCCAGGUCCUCCAGGCAAGACUGGGAUACCCUCCAGCCUAGGGCCCCUCCCCAGCUCCGGGUCUGGGCAGGUCAUCGCCCCCUCAGCUCGGGAGGAGCAGCUCCGCCCUCAAGGGACUGAGACGCACAAGGGCUUGGUUGUCACCCCAAAGUCUGUGCCCUGACCCUUGGGAACCUGGGUGAGGCUCUCAGGAGACGGGCUAGGGUAGGCAGCAGGCAGGGCGCCCUGCAAGGACCUGAGCCUGUGUCCCCCGUCCUGUC